Messenger RNA from Odocoileus virginianus texanus, 438 nucleotides. Lineage: Eukaryota; Metazoa; Chordata; Mammalia; Artiodactyla; Cervidae. The record is from RefSeq and is a predicted model, not a curated record.
AAUGUGAAAGAAUCUCAGAGAGUCAUUUUCAACAUUGUUAACUUCAGCAAAACUAAAAGUCUUUAUAGAGACGGGAUGGCCCCUAUGGUGAAAUCUACCAGCCGACCAAAAUGGCAAAGACUGCCACCCAAGAAUGUCUACUACUACCGCUGCCCAGACCAUAGGAAGAAUUAUGUGAUGUCUUUUGCAUUUUGUUUUGACCGAGAAGAAGAUACUUACCAAUUUGCUUACUGCUACCCUUAUACAUACACUCGCUUUCAGCAUUACCUUGACAGCCUGCAAAAGAGAAACAUGGAUUACUUCUUCCGUGAGCAGCUGGGUCAGAGCGUGGGGUUCCUAUUGACCAGCCCAAUUGGAAAUUAGAGGGCAAGAGACCACUGAAGUAAUCCAUACAGACAAAGUCUUCCUGAACAAAGAAAACGGUGAAGAAAGGCAGAG